GCCCGGAGGAAGGCAAACGCGACCCAGGCCCGGCGCGAGGGUUGCCUUUGGGAAACGUGGGACUUAAGGAGGGGCCGCUUUCUGCGCCCCUCCUCACGCUUCAACCCCAAGAAAGACUCUAGUCCUCUCCAGACCCAAACACCAUUCUCCUCGACAAUCACUGUCACUCUUUCAGAGACAGAGCGAAACCACCAACGGUGGUUUCAGCAAUGGCCCCAUCCUGAUUCCUGGCCCAGCAGUGCAGCUGAGCUGGGCUGGAACCACCCCCCUGGAGCUCCCUCAGCCUGCAACCUAGGAGGUUCCCCGUCUGAAUAACAGGAGUCAGCCGUUCAUUCCACACAAAUUUAUUGCGCACCUGCUGUGUGCCAGGUACUGAGCCGUGUUCUGGGUGUACAGCAGGGAACAAAACAGACAAAACAAGAGACAAGAUAAGUAAAAUCUACGUGAGAACUACGAGGGGAGGAAAAUAGCCCAGGGAUGGGACAUAGGAAGUAUGUGGGUGAUAGGGAGAGGCAUUUUUAAGUAGGGUGGCCAAAGGAAGGGAUCACUGGACAGGUGACAUUUGAGCAAAGACCUGAAAGCCAGGGGAGAAGGCAUGCAGCUGCUACCUGAGGGAGAGCAUCCAGGCAGAGGGAACAGCCAGUGCCACAGCUGGGGUCUCCCGCGUGUAUUUGGAGAAUGGUGUUUGGUGGCCCACGUGGCUGCAGCUGAGCGGGCAAGUGGGAGAGGGUGGGGGAUCACGUGGAGCCUUGUGGGUCCCAGCGAAGACUUUGGCUUUUCCUUUGAGUGAGUCUCAAGCCACAGAAGGCUUGGGCAGACGCAGGACAGAAUCUAAUUGAAGACUGAACAGGAUCCUUCUGGGCUCUGAGUGGGGCACAGACCAUAGGAGACAAGGCCGAAGCAGGAGGAAGUUCUCUUUAGAAUUGUUAGAAGAUUCUGAAACCAUCUAAAGCUCUCUCCUCUGUUUCUGUGUACCUGAGCGCUAAAAUUCUAAGAUUUUUAAGACCCCGAAGAUUCUGCGGUCCCAACGGUUCCUUCCCCGCGAAGUAAUGUGAGUUGACCAAGCUCAGGGGUAUUGUCUGUCUCUGUGUGUUAUGUGUCCACAGCUGUUUCCCUGGGCCCUUAGGACAGUGUGUGGUAUGUUGGAGUUCCACAACCUGGCAGGAUGGAAGGAAGGAGGGACUGAUCGAAGGUCCAGAAGGCAGUUCCAAGGUUCUGAAGAGUAACAAGUCGCUCUGAAAGUGCAACUCAGACUCUUAAGUGCCAUCUGAGUUGGGUCAGAGAAGGGCAGGCAGGAUACCCGGGAAGCCCAGCUAAGGGCCUGACUUCAGCCCCAUGCGGCUCACCCGCUGCCAGGCUGCUCUGGCAGCCGCCAUCACUUUCAACCUCUUGGUCCUGUUCUAUGUCUCGUGGCUGCAGCACCAGCCCAGGUACUCCCCGGCCAGGGGCUCUCGCCGUGGAUCUGCCUCCGGCCCCCGGGUCACCAUCUUGGUGCGGGAGUUCGAGGCCUUUGACAACGCGGUGCCAGAGCUGGUGGACUCCUUCCUGCAGCAGGACCCAGCCCAGCCGGUGGUGGUGGCAGCUGACACGCUCCCCUACCCGCCUCUCGCCCUGCCCCGCAUCCCCAGCGUUCGCCUGGCACUGCUCCAGCCCGCCCUGGACCGGCCCGCUGCAGCCUCGCGCCCCGAGACCUACGUGGCCACCGAGUACGUGGCCCUGGUGCCCGACGGGGCGAGAGCCGAGGCACCGGGCCAGCUGAAGCGCAUGGCCGAGGUGCUGCGAGCGGGAGGCGCACGCCUGGUGGCCGCUCCCGUUGCUUCGGCCAACCCUGCCCGGUGCCUGGCCCUGAACGUCAGCCUGCGGGAGUGGACGGCGCACUACGGCCCGGCACCCUCCGCACCCCGCUGCGACGCCCUGGACGGGGACGCCGUGGUUCUCCUGCGCGCCCGCGACCUCUUCAACCUCUCGGCGCCCCUGGCCCGGCCCGUGGGCACUGGCCUCUUCCUGCAGACCGCCCUCCGCGGCUGGACGGUGCGGCUGCUGGACCUGCCCUUUGCCAGGGCGCGCCAGCCCCCGCUGACCACGGCCCAUGCGCGCUGGAAGGCGGAGCGCGAGGGGCGGGCGCGGCGGGCGGCGCUGCUGCGGGCGCUGGGCAUCCGCCUGGUGAGCUGGGAGGGCGGGCGGCUCGAGUGGUUCGGAUGCAACAAGGAGACCCCGCGCUGCUUCGGGACAGUGGUGGGCGACACGCCGGCCUACCUGUACGAGGCGCGCUGGACACCCCCGUGCUGCCUGCGCGCGCUGCGUGAGACGGCGCGCUACGUGGUGGGCGUGCUGGAGGCGGCCGGCGUGCGCUACUGGCUGGAGGGUGGCUCGCUGCUGGGGGCAGCCCGCCACGGAGACAUCAUCCCGUGGGACUACGACGUGGACCUGGGCAUCUACCUGGAGGACGUGGGCAACUGCGAGCAGCUGCGGGGCGCCGAGGCGGGCUCGGUGGUGGAUGAGCGCGGCUUCGUGUGGGAGAAGGCGGUGGAGGGCGACUUCUUCCGCGUGCAGUACAGCGAGAGCAACCACCUGCACGUGGACCUGUGGCCCUUCUACCCUCGAAACGGGGUCAUGACCAAGGACACGUGGCUGGACCACCGGCAGGAUGUCGAGUUCCCCGAACACUUCCUGCAGCCUCUCGUGCCCCUGCCCUUUGCCGGCUUCGUGGUGCAGGCACCUAACAACUACCGCCGCUUCCUGGAGCUCAAGUUCGGCCCCGGGGUCAUCGAGAACCCUGAAUACCCCAACCCAGCGCUCCUGAGUUUGGCAGGAAGCAGCUGAGGC
This is a messenger RNA of Kogia breviceps (pygmy sperm whale), 2826 nucleotides long. Lineage: Eukaryota; Metazoa; Chordata; Mammalia; Artiodactyla; Physeteridae. The record is from RefSeq and is a predicted model, not a curated record.